Messenger RNA from Pangasianodon hypophthalmus (striped catfish), 3795 nucleotides. RefSeq lists its product as uncharacterized. The record is from RefSeq and is a predicted model, not a curated record. The transcript is spliced from 9 exons. Lineage: Eukaryota; Metazoa; Chordata; Actinopteri; Siluriformes; Pangasiidae. Bases 1014 to 1688 code for a protein of 224 amino acids.
UGAGCUGCAGGAUUAGUUUUCCUUUUUUGUUUACUGUAUUGUCAUAGUCCUGACAUGGUUUAGGGAAUUUUUUUUUAUGUACGUGUACUGUUAAUAUAUUUAUCUCCAGCUGAACUCCAGUUCCUUCCCCAAUCUUGCAUUCAGAUUGUCCAUUAACAGUACUGAGCCUAGAGACUGAAACUGAAUGAUCUCUGACUGUAGUGUUGGGGAUAUGUUCUCAUUAUAGUAGGGUGACUCGUCUGGAGGGGUAUAGAUGGCACACGGGUAAGUAUCGUCAUCAAAACAAAUGAACAAAUCCUUAAGUUCUAUCCAAAUAUGUGUCCUGCCCUUUUUUUUUUUUUACUGGCAGAAUGUAAUGCCAAAGGUCAUAAUUUAAACCAAACAAUAAUUCCUCCUGAAUCCCUGCCACUUUUGACAUGAGGGUUUUUUAUGGAUGGUAUAUAUAUAAUUCUCUGUAGUUUGAUUCCAGUCAUAUGAUCAUAUCUAAACUAUAUACAAUAUUUGCAAAGUCGGGGUUAGUGCUUUUUUCUCCAGAAGAAGAAGAGAACAUUUCCCGGAUGUUGUAGCAUGUGAUUUUUAAUGAUGAUAUUGUGAAUUUUCAACCCAACUGUGUUACGAGAAAUACCAUUUACGUUAAAUGGGAGGGGAAAAAACAUUGAUGAAAAAUACAUUAGAAUAUUAAUUGCAGAACAGAACGAGGGAAGAUAUGUACAGAUGCUCAUGGGUGAUCCACUGAUGGUUUGCACAUUUGACAUUGGUGCACAGAUUCGUAUUGUCUCUGAAUUAAUUAUAUUAAGUGUUUUGAGGUAUUACUGUGAGCCGAAAGAGCAGAAAAGAUAUCUAGCCAAAAAAAAAAAAAAAAAUCCAGGGAAUGUUCUCUUCAUUUUUAAUAAGUUAAUCAGUAUCUCGGCAGGUUCACAGGAGAGCGUGAGGUGGGACACCAGAGCUUCUUCACCACCCUCCCUGUAAACAACCUUCUCUGGUCGAGGUGUUUUCCUUUUGCGUCACAAAGAAUGACUGUGCUGUUCUUUCUCCUCUGCUCUCAGUUGCUUCUUGUUGGUGGUGUUAUGACUAUUGUCAUGGAGAAGAACAUCACCUUGUCCUGCAAAAACAUUUCUGCAGGAGAUGGUUACACCUACCGAGUGUCACCUGAUAUAUUGUCUGCCUUACUCCAUGACGAGGACUGUGAGCAGGCAUGGUACAAUGAGACUGGGGAAUUUGUAUCAGAUGGACAACUUCAUGCAAAUCAGUCUAAGCACCAUCUGGUUGUUGAUGCAAACAGAGAAAAUAUUACAGUCUCUGAGUGCAUCAAGCUUCAGCAUCAUGUGACCUGUCAUGGAUCGAGUAAAGAGUGGAAACACUUUUACCAAGUGAAUAAUGACACCAGCUCACCAGCUCCCAUUACUGCACAGCAAUCUCAUCAUCUUCUCCGUCGUCAUUCCCGUCAUUCUGCUUGGACUCCUGGUCUGGUGCUGCAAACAGCCAAGGCGGAGAGAUGGAGUCAGAGAUUGGUGCGUGGAGACCGGAGGAGAUCUGAGCAUGGCCGCAGGCAACGAGCAGAUGAGGAGAGCCGCAUGAACCCUGGUGAUGUGAGAGCUAACGGCUGUGUGAACGGUGAAGAAGCUCAAGCACUCAAAGACAACGUCACUACAGAGUAUGAGUUACCCUUAACUUCUGCACGUAGAUAAACAGGAUUGAGGGAAAUGAACAGUGCUAGAUGGAUGGUGAUGAGUGAGGAGUCUCCGAGAGCGAGUGAGGAUUACAGUGUCUACUUCUGCCGUUUCAAAUCUGCACUUUAUCUGUUUCUGCACUUCAGCAUUUCUAAAUCCUAAGACCUUGCAAUUAUAGAGCUGUAAUUUUUCUGUAGGCCAAAUUUUUUAAUCAUGUCAAAUCAGAGAAAAUCAUUUUUUACGUCACUUACAUUUUUGCUACAAAAGUAUAAAUAUAUUUUCCUAUGUAUUACUUGUUAUUGAUAUGCCAUCAAUGUAUUUUUGCCAAAGAAAGUUAAAGAUAAAACAUCACAAGCCAAAGAACCCCAAGCCAAAGAUUUUUUUAAAAACACUUUUUAGUUUCUUUUCUGAAUUUUAAAGCACUAUAUAUUCUUCUGCACUUUUGUAAUGCUUUGCCCUUUGUGUGUGUCUGUGUCUGUAUGUGUGUAUUCCAUUAUAGUCCCCUAAGCUAGACUGUGAAAUCACCUUGUGCGGCAUAUUUCCCUUAAAGGUUUCCACUAAACACUCUUUCAGCUCCCAGAAUAAAAGCAGUCCUUCGAGCCGGAUUCGAACCAGCGACCUAAGGAUGACCAUCUUACACACCUACAGUCCUCCGCUCUACCAACUGAGCUAUCGAAGGAGUUCAUGUUUAAAGGUCAGGAUGAUUGAGUCUGCAGGUUCAUACAGAAUAUUACACAAGGCUCAUGAACACCAUCUUCAGUUAGUGUAGCCUACUGAAGAAUCCUGACGUACGUGUAUAUGAGGUUUUACGGUAACCAUCAGGCACCUGGUGGGGAAAAAAGCUUCACUCUUAAUUAAUUAACCAACUAUUAAUUACUUUCUUAUUAAAUUACAAUAACUAGAUGAAACAGACUUAGCAUUAAUAUAUAAUGUAUUUCAUCUAGUUAUUGUAAAUUAAAUAAUCAUUAUCAAAAAAUAAAUAAUUAUUGUAAUUUUUGUAACAGCAUUUUGAAAAUAAUUUACAUAAAAAUUGAUUGUUUUAGUUGAACAAAUUGUGCAAACCGAAAACUACAGUCUAGUAAAAAGAUGUUGAGUACAGUAAUUAAUGAUGAAGUGGGCAUUUUUUGGUGUCCAUGAUGUAAUUAAAUGGACAGGCGUUAGUUUGUUUACCGUAAAAUCUCAUAUAGAUGCGCACACCACUUUCUACUGUGGUAAAUUUAAUUCUCAGUGUUCCAGACAUUAAAGCUAUUUCUACCUAUUCUUCGUUUUUCGAUUAUGUAACCUUCUAGAAAUAAAAUGAGAAAAAGAAGUGCAAAUCUGGUUUUAUAAGAUAAAAUAUCGCAUCAUUAUUAGCAUUUAGCAUCUGAAUGAUUUUCAGUGGAAUUGCCAUAGAGGUAGGAUAUACUGUAUCAUGGAAACGAUAGGUUGAUGGUACACUUUAAAUCAUUAAAAUAACAAAUGUGGGUCAUCACCGCUUCUGCUGUCGCAUUUAUCAGUUUAACUGUACAGAUGAAACUAAUUUUAUUUAUUCUUUCCCUGAAAUUAAUUCCUGGCUACACUACUGGCUAUUGGUACUGGUGUAUUUUUCCAUUCCUCAUUAAAAACUGAAAUCUUAUGAUGUUUUACUGACAUCUUGUGGUGAAACACUGCAUCUAUAGUUCAUCUCACAGGAGUGAAUAUUGAUUUAUUCUCAUUCUUCUGCUAAAGUUACCUGAAGUUAAAGUGCUGACCUUUUUACACCACCAAGUUUUGGAGUUUGUUGUUAGGCUUUGCUCACAAUUCUGACUUUUUAAUCUAUUAAAUAAUGCUAUUAAUUUAAAUGCAUUCACAUGAUCUCCUUCGAUUAUGUUCACAUCAGUCUUAUUUCUACAUCAAUGUAUAAAUUUACUUUUAUAGUAUAAUGCCUUAAAUUUACAUUUAAAUCGCUUCAAAGUGACCUAAAGGCUGUGAGAGUGUUGUACAGGAUAUCAGCUACAGGUUGUUAGUGUUACAGAGCACUUGGUCCUCGCUGCACUUCUUCUCAUUUGCAUAGAGGGCGUGGUCACCACUAAGGGGGUUGGUCACCCGUGUGGAGAUGUAGUUCUUUCCCUUAAACUUGUAAAACAGCCUGGGCUGUGACUUGUGU